AACUCUUAAAUUAAAUCUUGUAAUUUGUCGAUAGUCCCUUAGCGCAGUUCAUCACUCCACCGCUAGUGGCCGCUGUUGGUUGAGUCUGCGCUCCGGAUUUUUCUGUUCCCAGUCCUUAAACUGAAGGCCCGUAAACAUCUGACAACAUGCCGCCACCGCGCCUCUCCUCCUCGCGUUUACACCCGAACAACGCGAUUCUCAUGCAAGCAACAGACUCUUGGAUUUAUUAAACACCACUGGGGCGUUCAAGUGCGUCGUUGUAUGUAAUUCAAUCAUGUUUAUCGAAUAUUGAGACGCGUAACGCGGUCGAGACGCACAAAGAGAGAUUAUGGAGUGAACGCGCGACGCACGGCCGCGAUAAUCAUUAUUUUACUAACAAUAAUAAAUCAUAUUAUGGCGUCUGUGAUCCAGGCGUGUCGUAGUUUGGCUCUGUCCACCUGGCUGCUGUCCUUCUGUUUCGUGCAUCUGCUGUGUUUGGACUUCACGGUGGCGGAGAAAGAGGAAUGGUACACGGCGUUCGUCAACAUAACGUAUGUGGAUCCGGACACGGCCAAGGUCCGGACGGAGAAAACGGAGUGCGGCCGUUAUGGGGAGCACUCGCUCAAACGCGAGGCCAGGGGCGUGUUGGUGAUGCCCGCCUCAACGCAGGACAGACAUGCGUGUGACCCCAACACCAGAUUCACGCCGCGCGGACACGGCGCGUGGAUCGCGCUCAUCGGCACGGGAAACUGCACAUUUAAAGAAAAAAUCAGACAUGCCAUGGGACACAACGCAUCAGCCGUGGUCAUCUUCAGCGUGGGGUCUCCCAACCCUAAUGAGACCAUUACCAUGCCGCAUCCAGACACUGGUGAUGUGGUCGCCAUCAUGAUUCCUGAACCAAAGGGUCGUGAGUUGGUGGUUCUGCUGGAGAGGAACAUCACCAUUCACAUGCACAUCACCAUAGGAACACGGAACCUCCAGAAAUACGUCAGCCGCACCUCUGUGGUCUUCGUCUCCAUCUCCUUCAUCAUCCUCAUGAUCAUCUCUCUGGCCUGGCUCGUAUUUUACUACAUCCAGCGGUUCAGAUAUGCCAACGCCAGGGACCGCAACCAGAGGAGAUUGGGGGAUGCAGCCAAAAAAGCCAUCAGCCAGUUACAAGUGCGAACCAUCAGGAAAGGCGAUCAGGAAACGGAGAGUGAUUUUGAUAACUGUGCCGUGUGUAUCGAGGGCUAUAAACAAAAUGAUGUAGUAAGAAUCUUACCCUGCAGGCAUCUCUUUCAUAAAGGCUGUGUUGACCCAUGGUUGGUGGACCAUCGUACGUGUCCCAUGUGCAAAAUGAACAUCCUCAAAGCUCUAGGCCUUACGUCAAGUGCAGAGUGUUUGAAUGAACUUCCUCUGGACUACGAGCUCGCUGUGGGGGGCGUGGCUCUCAACGCCAUGGUGAUGAGCAAUGAUGUCAUGCCCGGGGAUGUCGCCGGGGGGCGGGACCCUGGUGUCAGGAUGGUGGGUCUCCCUCAGGUCCUCCUGGACUCAGAGCCGUUGUCCCAGGACACCAUGCCAACUGAACAAAGUGAGCUACAGCCGAUAGCCAGUGGCAGUUCAGAGGGGUCGCUCGCUACAGGGGCGGGGCAUUCGGACAUUGACACGCCCUCUGAAGAGAACAAGUGCUGAACCAGCUACACCCACUUGUGCUAUGUAUCUGUAGUUUGGGUUGCCCAUGUCAUCCGGAGCAGGUGGCAACGGGCUUUAAUCUCAGUGGAAUUUCGGCCAGUAACUCUCAAUAUACAUAACUCAUUGCCCCUGAAAACAUUAUUUUCGUCUUUUCUUCCUUUCUAUUGCUCUGAGAAGCAGAGUAAACUCGGUUCCCUUUCUUAAACGAUCGGCCAAUUUAGAGCCCACUAGAGUGUAAAGCACUUGUUCGGUAUCGGCAGACAAUCCGUUCUGCUCUGCUUGACAAUCAAACCGUCACUCUCCAGUCUUUCCUACUGUUGCAGUUUUACCAUCGUCUCAUCCCAGUGCAGAGAACAGAGCGCGUUAAAGACUAUUUUGGAUCUGAAAAAAGGUGGUUUAUUUUUCUAUAGAGAUGCAUUUGAUGUGCUCAAGUUGUGCAGUAUUAAAAGUGUCAGUAUUUAGAUGCCUUCUUGGAGGAAGACGUCCGGGUUUAGGAUUUGGCCCUCACCAAAGACACCAGACAAGAGCAUGUGAUUUGAGACAUUGUUGAUUUUGGAAGAAAGAAAAUUGUGGAACUUUCUAGGAAGUGCUCUUUGGAUUCUGUGGACCAGGACAUGUGAUGUUUGCUGUGCAUGCCACAUGCCCUUUUCACCUGUGUUUGGAUUUUAGUGGACUCCAUUUUAAAGGGAUAGUGCACCCAAAAAUGAAAGUUACGUCAUUAUUUACUCAACAUCAUGUCGGUCCAAACCUAUAUGGCUGUUAUUUGUUCCUUAGAGCACAAAAGAAGAAUUUUCAAAAAAUCUCCACACAGUUCUUUUCCAUACAACGACAGUUCUGUCAAGGACAAAAAGUCAUAAGUGUUCCAUAUGACUCAUAUGUUGCAUUCCAAGGCGCCAUACGAUAGUUGCUGUUAUUCACUGAUAAUCUUCCAGUUCAAAAAUGCCGUGCCGUACCAAGUUUAACAACAUUGAUGGCAAACGUUAUCGUUUCUUGUGCAUGUCUAAGCAAACACGAUGCACCAGUGAAAGUAUGUGGAAAGGAGAAUGAGAUUUUAGCGCUCUGGCAGAGGGGAAGAUUUUCAGUGAAUAACGACUUAAAGGGAAAUUUUACUGAAAAAUUACAAUUAUCUCAUGAUUUACUCACUCUCAUGCCAUCCCGGAUGUGUAUGACUUUCUGUCUUGCAGAACACAAACGAAGAUUUUUAGAAGAAUAUUUCAGCUCUGAAAUUUUGUAUGGUGUGGUGGUGGCGUAGUGGGCUAAAGCACAUAGGAAGGUUGCUGGUUCAGUCCCCACAGCCACCACCAUUGUGUCCUUGAGCAAGACACUUAACUCCAGGUUGCUCUGGGGGUAUUGUCCCUGUAAUACGUGCACUGUAAGUCACAAUUGUCUGCUAAAUGCAUAAAUGUAAUGUAAAAAUGUAGCUCUGUUGGUUGUUACAAUGCAGGUUAAUGGUUACCAGAACUUUGAAGCACGUAAAGGCAGCAUAAAAGUUCAUUUUAAGGUUUAAUCCAUGUCUUCAGAAAUGCUCAAAUUGAUUUUGGGUGAGAACAGACCAAAAUAUAACUUUUUUUCACUAUAAGUCUCCUUGGCGAUUAUGAUUUUCAUGAUGUUUGGACCUUCAGAGUUCUGGUCACCAUUCACUUGCAUUGUGAGGACCAACAGAGCUGAGAUAUUCUUUCUAAAAAUGUUCAUUUGUGUUCUGCAGAAGAAAAAAAAAGUCUACAUCUGGCAUGGCAUGAGGAUGAGUAAAUCAUGAGUUUUAAUUUUUGGGUGAACUAUCCCUUUAAUUUUCAGUCUUUCCUCACAGAAAACUAUCGAAUGACUUCAGAAGACUUGGAAUGUAGUGAACGAGUCAUUUAUACCUCUUUCAUGGCUUUUUAAUGGUGUUUUUUGUCCUAUUUGGAGCCUCAAUGUACGGUCAUUGUAUGGAAAAGAGCUGCGUGAACAUUCUACAAAAACUCUCCUUUUGUGUUCUACGGAAGAAACCAAGUAAUAUGAGAUUUAUAGCAACAUGAGGGUGAGUAAAUAGUGACAGAUGUUUUUUCUUGGUGAACUGUUGCUUUAAACCUGUAACUUGUUCUUCCUCUUUUGGUUUAACUGUAUAUUGUAAAUUAAUUUGUCUAUAUAUGAGACCCGUUUUCUCCUUAAUUGCCAGGUUUUCCCUCAUGCACUUUAUGUAUUUAGAGAUUGAAUUUCAUUUGAUAUUGAGAUUCUGAUUUCAGUCACGAGUUUGUAUAUUCACUCACAUGUAAAUGCACACAAGUUCACCUCCCCUUACUGGACACUACACCAAUAAACACUUGUCCUUGAAUGAAACACACACCAUCUCAAGUUCCACCCUUCUCAUUUAUACACAUACAUGCAUACAGUACAGAUUUGUUCCCAUGGCUUCUGCCCUUUCAUGGUCAAUAUUUUGCACGUGUUUUCAGUCAGACUGUGCUUUGAAUAUUAAUAAAUUUUAAUGUUCAUUU
This is a messenger RNA of Myxocyprinus asiaticus (Chinese sucker), 4121 nucleotides long. RefSeq names its product ring finger protein 150b (gene rnf150b). The record is from RefSeq and is a predicted model, not a curated record. Lineage: Eukaryota; Metazoa; Chordata; Actinopteri; Cypriniformes; Catostomidae. Bases 394 to 1650 code for a protein of 418 amino acids. The transcript is spliced from 7 exons.